CUAUAUAUACUGCCUUAACGUGAAGUAACUCAUUCUCAAGCUCUGCCACAUCCGAAGUUCAAAGUAGCCAUCUUCUAGUACUCUCAUUUUACAAAGCCAUGGCUUUCAUGAUCAGAGCCUUGGCUGUGGUGGUGGCGAUGAUGGCUGUGGUGCUGCAAGUUUCGAAUGCAACUGAAUACAAGGUUGGAGACUCGGCUGGAUGGACCACCAUCGGAAAUGUCAACUACAAAGAAUGGGCUGCUACCAAGACCUUCCGAGUUGGAGACGUUAUCAAAUUCACAUACAAUGCUCAGUUUCACAAUGUACUUCGAGUUACACAUGCCAUGUACAGGUCCUGUAAUGUUUCAGUCCCUUUGGAGUCCUUCAGCACCGGAAACGAUUCCAUCACAAUGAAGACCAAAGGCCACCAUUUCUUUGUUUGCGGUGUUCCCGGUCACUGCCAAUCCGGUCAGAAGGUCGACAUCAAUGUACGCAAUGUACCAAUUGCUGCAACUCCUUCUGCAUUGCCCUCCCCUACUACAAUUGCUGCUGCAAAGACUCCCGCACCGUCUCCAAAUAUGGCUGCUCCCCACAAAAUUGCGUUGCUAGGAUUAAUAACAAUUGCAACUCUAGCAUUUUUUGCUUCUGGUUAA
This is a messenger RNA of Fragaria vesca subsp. vesca, 632 nucleotides long. RefSeq names its product mavicyanin-like. Lineage: Eukaryota; Viridiplantae; Streptophyta; Magnoliopsida; Rosales; Rosaceae. The record is from RefSeq and is a predicted model, not a curated record. The coding region runs from base 99 to 632 and encodes 177 amino acids. The transcript has 2 exons. Gene Ontology annotation, cellular component: plasma membrane. Gene Ontology annotation, molecular function: electron transfer activity.